This is a messenger RNA of Leptopilina boulardi, 5827 nucleotides long. Its product is annotated as fat-like cadherin-related tumor suppressor homolog. The transcript has 4 exons. Gene Ontology annotation, biological process: homophilic cell-cell adhesion; transmembrane transport. Gene Ontology annotation, cellular component: plasma membrane; catenin complex. NCBI's taxonomy places the organism in Eukaryota, Metazoa, Arthropoda, Insecta, Hymenoptera, Figitidae. The coding region runs from base 494 to 5398 and encodes 1634 amino acids. The record is from RefSeq and is a predicted model, not a curated record. Gene Ontology annotation, molecular function: transmembrane transporter activity; cadherin binding; calcium ion binding.
GCUGACUCGCCGUGUCGUCGUUAGCAGCCGCGCGGCGUGCUAGUUUCGGCUUGCCGCUCCGACGUGACGGUAGUCUCUUUGUCGGCGUUCACUUUUAAUACUUGUGCGCCGAGUCGGCGUUUUUUCGCGAGUGAAUUUUACUGUAUAGUGCUACAAAAAAAAAAAAGAAAAAAUAGUGUUAACUCAAGUGCAAUCGACCUUGGAUUUAAGUUUUGUGAUUCUUCGUUUAGUGAGGAGAAAAAAAGUAGUUUCCUUUUUUUUGGUUACCAAGUGUUUUCUACAAAAGUUUGUACAGUGUUUUUUUUUUUAAAAGAAGAAUUAGUUUUUUGUUUUCAUUAUUUGGAUUACUUUUACACUUUCUUCGAGAAACAAAUUGGAAUUCUAUUUCUUCAUCUAUAAAAAGAUGGUGUUAAGAUCGUAGAUCUGGAGUCGUCACGAGAAGCGAUAAAGCUGAAGAGCUUAUCAAAGAUGUCAAUGAGAAUGAGCUAGCAAAAUGAGAGAAAUGAAGCAGCACCUGCUGCUCUCGUGGCCAUGGUUCUGGCUUUGGCUAUUGUCAGUCACAGCCGGUACUCCGUCAUCCAUCGACGGAUCAUUUGAAACGACACCAAUACCAACACCACCAUUACCAAUCAUUACAUCGACUAUAAUUUCACCUACAACAACAACAACAACAACAACAACAAUAGUACCGCCUAUCACCACAGAUUCAACAAUACCUUUUGAAGAUUUUCGUUUCACUGAAAUUAAUUAUAAUGUUUCAAUUUUGGAAAAUUCAAUUGGUAAAACAUAUGUUGUGCCAGAACAAAAAAUGGGUAUCCAAAUUUUCCAACAACAACAAGAAACGGUGGGCGAUAUUAAAUAUCGUAUAGUUGGUGGUGAUAAGGACAAAUUUUUUAAGGCUGAAGAACGUAUUAUUGGUGAUUUUUGUUUUUUAUUAAUUCGGACUAGAACCGGUAAUGUUGAUGUGUUAAAUCGUGAACGUAAUGAUAGAUAUAUAUUGGAAGUGCGCGCCACAUCGACUAGAAGGGACAAGAAUAAAAUAACAGUUUUAGAAGCUGAUACAACAGUUACUGUUUCAGUACUCGAUACAAAUGAUUUAAAUCCUCUAUUCUAUCCCACUGAGUAUGAGGCAACAGUUACAGAAGAUACACCAUUACAUCGUAGUAUCUUAAAAGUAACAGCCGAAGACGCUGAUUUUGGUAGAAAUGGAGAAAUUUAUUAUAGCUUCGCCGAAGAAACUGAUCAAUUUGCUAUACAUCCUGUUAGUGGAGUUAUUACACUCACGAGGCCUUUGAGAUACGUGGAGCGAGCAAUGCAUGAAUUUAUUGUUCUUGCAAAGGAUCGUGGUGCAAUGUACCGUAGCACUGGUGCAUCAAGAGCAAGCACAGCAAAAGUGACAAUUAGAGUACGUCAGGUAAAUCUUCAUGCACCAGAAAUUUAUGUUCAUCAUCUUCCCGAUAUAUUGGAACAUUCAAAUGCUGAUAUUUAUGCAAUUGUACGUGUUAUUGAUCGUGAUAGUGGUUCACAUGGUGAAAUUGGUAGUCUCGAGAUAGUUGGCGGUGAUCCGGAUGGUCAUUUUCGAGUGAGGCCAAGUUUAACACAAACUGGUGAAUAUAAUAUUGAGGUGCUACAUCUUUUGGAUCGUGAAACAGCACCACGUGGUUAUAAUUUAACACUACGUGCUGUUGAUCGUGGUAUUCCACAGCGUUUUAGCUAUAAAUCAUUACCAGUUCAUCUUACCGAUCUCAAUGACAAUGCACCGGUAUUUAGUCGUGAAAUUUAUGAAAUUAAAGUUCCUGAAACAGCGCCAAUUAAUACACCGGUGAUUAGAUUAAAAGUGAGUGAUGCCGAUGAGGGUAAGAAUGCGUUGGUAUUUUUGGAAAUAGUCGGUGGCAAUGAGGGUGGGGAAUUUUAUGUUAAUGCCGAUACUGGUAUGUUAUAUACGGCGGUGAAUUUAGAUGCAGAGAAAAAGGCAUUUUAUACAUUAACUGUCUCGGCGGUAGAUCAGGGGAAUGCAGGAACUAGAAAACAAUCAUCGGCUAAAGUGAAAAUUUACGUUGUCGAUACAAAUGAUAAUGAUCCAACUUUUGAACAAACUGAUAUGUUGGUUUGGAUUAAUGAAAAUGAACCCGCUGGUACAAUGGUUGUUAAAGUGACUGCCAAGGAUAAAGACGCCGGUGAGAAUGCCUAUAUUUCCUAUAGUAUUGAUAAUAUUAAAAAGGUACCAUUUGAAAUUGAUCCAUUCACUGGUGUGAUACGUACUAAACAGAUAUUGGAUUAUGAGACAAUGAAAAGGGAAUAUGUGUUACAUAUACGUGCUGGUGAUUGGGGUUUACCAUAUCAGCGUCGUACGGAAAUGAAAUUAAAAAUUAAAAUUCAUGACGUUAAUGAUAAUAGGCCACAAUUUGAAAAAUUUGAUUGUACUGGUCAUGUACCGAGAUAUGUACCAGUUGGUGGGGAAAUAAUAACAGUAUCGGCAAUUGAUUUUGAUGCGGGAAAUAUUAUUAGUUAUCGUAUUGUUUCUGGAAAUAGUGAUGGAUGUUUUGCAUUGGAUUCAAUAAGUGGUGUAUUGUCUGUAGCGUGUGAUCUUAAUGAUAUUAAAGAACAGGAAAGAAUGAUAAAUGUCACUGCAACUGAUGGGACACAUUUUGCCGAUGUUAAUAGUAUUGAUAUACAUUUUGUCACAGCAAAAAGAAAUUUACCAUCGCAGGGUAAAAUUUUAACUGAUGAAAGUGGUUCAUUUCAAUGUAAAGAUACGGGUGUUGCACGUCGUUUAACGGAUGCAAUUGCAUCGGCUGAAAAAAAUAAUAUGCCAUCGGCUGAAGAUGAAAGAUCAAUGAUGCCAAGUCGUUAUGGUGAUAAUGUACAUGCACCAGAAUUUAUUGAUUUUCCAAAUGAAAUAAAAGUUAAUGAAUCGGUGAAAAUUGGAACAACUGUUGUUAAAAUACGUGCUAGGGAUCGUGAUUUAGGUUAUAAUGGAAAAUUAGUAAUGGGCAUAUCGGGAGGCGAUAGAGAUUCGGUAUUUGGUAUUGAUGCAGAUACGGGAGAUUUGAAUAUAAUUGGACAUUUGGAUCGUGAGAAGGAGAGUGAAUAUUUUUUAAAUAUCAGUGUUUAUGAUUUGGGUAAACCGCAAAAAUCAUCGUCGCGUAUGUUGCCUGUGACUAUUUUGGAUGUUAAUGAUAAUGCACCGAAAUUUGAGAAAUCAUUGGCUAAAUUUCGUGUUUCGGAGAAUGCACUAAAUGGAACGAGUAUCUUUAGAGCAAAUGCAACUGACGCUGAUCUUGGUGAGAAUGCAAGAGUCACUUAUUCAUUGGUGACGGAUACAAAUGAUUUUCGCGUUGAUUCAGUGACGGGUGUUUUGAGUGUUUUUGGUAAAUUGGAUCGUGAGAGACAGGAAUUUUAUGAAUUGAGAAUACGAGCCAAGGAUAAUGGUGGUCAUGGUACAGAUGCACCGCCAUUGUUUUCCGAUGCUAUUGUCAGUGUUACUGUGGACGAUGUUAAUGAUAAUCCGCCAAUUUUUGCACUUCCAAAUUAUACAGUGAAAAUAAGGGAGGACGUGCCAGUUUGGAGUGUGGUUGCCGUUGUUGAGGCGACUGAUCCCGAUGAAGGACCAGGGGGAAAUGUCGAGUACUUUCUGUCUGACGCUAUGGAGAGUGAAGGAUUCUUCAAAGUAGACAAAGUGUCGGGAACUGUGAGGACAAAUCAAAGUUUAGAUUUUGAAGAGAGACAAGUUCAUACCCUAACAAUUAUUGGCGUCGAUCGUGGUGAACCGUCAUUAUCAUCGGAGACAAUGCUUAUUGUUGAAGUUGUUGAUGUUAAUGAAAAUCUUCAUGCGCCUGUGUUUGAUGAUUUUGUUGUGUCCGCGAGUAUUUUGGAAAAUCAACCAAUCGGUACAUUGGUGACAACUGUUCGCGCCAAAGAUGCUGAUCCACCUGGUGGCGAUUCAAGAAUUGGAUACAGUAUACGCGCUGGCGAUGGAAUUGGAUUGUUCACCAUUGACAAUGAAGGUUGUAUGACAGUUGUCGGAUAUGGCUCAAUGAUUUCCUGGAGUUCACCAGCACUACCAUUUUUAGAAAGUACAGAAUCAGACAUUAAAAUAACACUAAACCAAAGUUCAUGGAUAGCGUCUCUUAAUUUAAUUGGAUUAUCAAUAGGAUUCCUCUUGAAUCCACUUUUUAUCGAUCGAAUAGGACGAAAAUGGACAUUAAUUAUGUUUGCCGUGCCGCAAAUAAUUUCUUGGCUAAUGAUAAUUUUGGCAAAGAGUCACAUCACACUUUAUUGUGCGCGAUUGAUUGGAGGCGCUGGUUAUGGUGGUGGUCUCUGCGCAAUGUCAGUGUACAUGACAGAAAUUUGUAACAAGGAUAAUCGAGGAAUUUUCAUGCUUCUCAUUCGACUCUCAAAAGGUCUUGGCUGUACUCUGAUAAUGUUACUCGGUGCUUUUUUUACCUAUCAACAAAUGAAUUUUGUUCUUCUAAUGCUGCCAAUUUUGUUUCUUCUAAUUUUUUUCGCUAUGCCCGAUUGUCAAAGAAGAAUCGAAAAAGAGAAAUCGAAUUCUCAAGAAUGUGGUGUUUAUGUUAUUCAACAUCACUUGGAAUCCGCUAAUGAAAUAAAUAAAAAUUCUUCCAAAACGCCAGUGAAUAUCGAACCUGACAGAUUGGAAGAGCGUCAAGGAAUUAUUGUUUUUCUUCGGGAAACAAAUAUAUGGAAAUUAUUUUCAAAUUCAACAAACAGAAAAGCUUUGAUAAUUGUCAUAUCAACUGGAUUGUUGAGCACUCUAUCCGGACAAGUGGCUGUGGGAGCUUUUGGACAAAAAAUAUUUAGUUACAAAACCACGCCAAUGGAUCCAAAGAAGGCAAUGAUUUUAUGGUCCUCACUAAACGCUAUUACUUGUCUCGGUAGUAUGCAAGUAAUCGAAAGGAUAAAUCGAAGAAAUAUUUUAAUUUUCUCCGGAGUAAUUUCUUCCAUUUCGCUUUUUAUUAUUGGUGCAUAUUUUUAUGUUGAAGAAAGUAUUUUGUUAUCCUCCGAAUUAUCAGGAUGGAUACCAAUUAUUUUCCUGUCAUUUGUUUCUGUGUUUCUUACCAGUGGACCGAGUAAUUUAUUUACCAUCUAUCAAGGUGAAUUAUUUGCAAAUGAAGUGAAAAGUAUAGCAGUGACAGUUGUGAAACUAGUUAAUCCUUUUUUUAAAUUUUUGUCGGUAUAUUAUUUUCAAGAAUUGGAAACAAUUGUUUAUGUGUAUGGGAUAUUUUGGUGUUUCAGUAUUUGUUGUUUGUUAGGGACAAUUUUGAUUUAUCUAAUGGCUCCAGAAUCAAGAGGAAAGACGAUUGAAGAAAUUCAAGAAAAUUUGAAAAAAAGAUCAUUGUUUUACCGUAUUCACUAUUGUGGUUCACAAAAAGGAUGAUUUUCUUCAUAAAAAAUCUUAUUUUCAGUGCCGUCGGUCCGUUUGACUGUAUAUAGUUUUAAUAUUUUCUUUUUGUUAAAAGAAUUUUUUUUAAAUUAACUUCAUAAUAAAAAGGCUACCUUUUUUUUUUUAAUUGCGUACAACUCCGAAACUUUUGGUCAAAUAUUCUUACAAUGUUCGGCAAAAACAUUGCAUUUUAGUAGAUCUUUCGAACAAUAUGCGAGAAAUCUCGAAAUUUCAGUAAAUGUAAAAUGUAGAUUUUUUUCGGACUAAGGGGGAAAGAAGAUAAAAGAAACUGUGACACUUACGGUAUUAAAUUCGAAUUUAUUUUGCCAUAUAUUUUUUAAUUCAUUAUCAUAACUGGCUAAAUUAUAAUAUCCUUAUUGAAAUUGACAUAAACAGUCUUCUUACAAUGCUUGCUCCCUUGCA